AUGGAUGCAAAAAUCUUAAAUUUCGCACGCAAUAACGACUAUAACCAACUUCGUGAAUAUAUCAGCGAUCAUGAAACUACCGAGCUAUCUGUGCGUCGAAAUAAGAUGACUCAAGUCGUUGCACGAUAUUUGAACGACGAAAGUCUUCUGACGGGAGAUGAAAGAGAUUGCUUUACGGUUUUACGAUCAAUACUUAAAGCAACACCACCUGACAGCGACAAGAACAAGGCGAGAAGAUCAGCCAUUUUGAUGACUAUUGUUAAAUGGCUUGAUGUGAAAGGGAAUCACGUUUCUCAGUCAGUUGAUAAGGCCAUAUCUGAAAUUGUCGAUCUACUGGACAGCGAGAUCGAUGGGUUCCAAGUGACAUCAAUGAUCGAGGCAACGAACCACAUAAUCGAUUCUAUAAAUCAAAACAGACCGUUGCAUUCGAAACUACUCGCACUCAUUCCUAAAUUUCUGUCCACUUUGGAUACAUUUGAAUCGGUUACGAUACGUACGGCAACUGGGACGAGGAGUUUCACUGGAACACAAUAUAGGGAUAUCAUCCUGAACAGAAUAUGUCUUGCUGAAUGGCACAUUGAAAAUGUGCUGAGUAUUAUCAGUAUGUUUCCGGACAUACCAAUGUCAAAAGAGACGGCUGAACGUGCUGUGGAUAAAGUGAUGAGUUAUUUCGAUGACAUGGAUGCGAACGAGACUCCUCCUAUCGUGUACAAACUGCUUCUACUUUCAAGAAAGGAUCACAAGCGCGUAAUUAUCAAGGGCAUUACGUCUUAUUAUAGUAAGCUAGAUGAUAGAUUGCGUGAGAAACAUACAAGUCAUGUAGAAAUUACGCCGUCAUCUUCAACAUUCUCGCAAGUGAGCCAUAUUGAAGGAACAGUGCUGAUUCACCUCUGUUUCGCCGUCAAACAAGACCAGGAAUUGGGCGUCGAACUUAUCAAAUACAUUAAAUCAAAAAAAUCGUCCGCUUUGACUCCAUUUAAUCUCGCUUGUUUGUUGUCAGUAGCAAGAAUACAUAGAUUUGAGGAUACGAUACUUGAUUAUCUGAAAUCAACCAUUACUGCUACAUUUAAAGACAAAGAGAGACUGGAAAAAUCCCCAUGGAUAAGCGCUCUCUCAAUCGUUGAUACAUCUGCGCCUAUCCUGCAGAUAUUCUCUGAGCUUAUUAAAAAGACUGCUUAUGGAUGGGAUCAGACGACACAGAGUCUGAUUCAAUUGGGAGUUCUUCUUAUGGAUUCAACUGGUUCAGCAUCACUCAAUAGAAAAGAUACGCUUAAGCCAAAGGGAUCUCCGAUGACUACGACAGACAUGGUUGGGGAACUUGCUACAAGAAUUCUAUUAGAAAUGUUCAAGCUCCAUGACGUUGUUCGAAAUGAAAUAUUGGAUCAAGUAUUAAAUCGUAUUAUUGGAAAGUCGACUAGCGUUACAUAUUUCUUACGUUUAUUGGAGAUGAUUGUGUAUGAAGCUCCUCAGGCGUUACAUAGCUACUUACCGCGGAUUAAAGAAGCCUUCGAUUAUUUGUCAUUACUGCCAUUAACAACAGCCAAAGGACUGUUGACAGCAGUACAACCGAUAGUGUAUAUGAAUCAAUCUUUUCGUGAUAGCCUCAUCCUCGUAUUGCGUAAAGCCAUGUUCUCCAGGGAUGUCUCUGGUAGACAGAUUGCCGUGACCGGAUUAUUAAGUCUUUUGAGAAUGACUGUUGUAACGAGUGCAAAUGGACAAUCUUCCGAGUCUGCUGCAACGUUUUCCAUGUCCAAUCCGGAUCACCACAUUCAGGCUCUUGCCUUAGAGAUACUUGGAAUGCUACGCAAAUGCUUCAGUUUACAGCCUCAGAUUAGACUUGCCCUAUACGAAGGCCUGAUGAAUUUAAUGGAUGUUCGUCACGAUCUCAACCGCACCAUAUUUGAGACGAUAUAUCCUCAUUUUAUGAAAUAUUUUGAAAUGGAAACAAGUGUUCAUGCUACGAUUAAACUCGAGACUUGUAUUGACGCGUCUAACGAGGAGCCGACAAUAAUUGAGCCAUUGCCUUACCUACUUUCAUGUCUGAGCAAAUCCAUUGCAUUGAUGUCAAAAAAUAACGACUGUAGCGAAAAUGACACCUUUGAGGAGGAACAAUUCAAAGGAUGCAGAAAUCAGCUGCAGUUGCUCACUGACAGAUUGACGAAAUCUGAUAUGACUGAUUUGUCGGUUGACCCCUGUGCCGAUUUUAAUAUUACUUCUAGCGAGGGUAUUCGGAAUAGCAUUAUUGUUUCUUUAUUACUAGGAUGUUACGAGGCUAUGAUAGAACACUGCUACUUCUGUAAUGACAACAUUGUGGAUGCAGCAGAGAACAUCUCCAAACUGUUCAAGCGAUACAUGGCAUUGCUCGAUUUACUCAAGGAGAAAUCAAUCAAUAGCAAAGGACGUAAAAUGCACACAGCGAAUGUAGAUAUAUCCACACUGAGCUUCCGGUGCAUAGCUGAACUAUGUCAAUUCACGUUUGAGGACAGUAGCACUACCACUGUGAAUCAGGCAAAGAAAAUCUUAAGAAGUGAUACCGACUUUGUAAGAUAUCUCACCACAGCAGCUCAUCACAAGAUAUCGGAGAUGUUAUCUCGACUUGACUCUGAAGACGCAUCUAGCUUCGACUAUUGUGUAUCAAUGGCGAAGGGUAAAUCUAUUCUCACCAUAGUUAUCGAAUGUUUUACACUUUUAACCGAAGCUGUUGCUACCCAUUGGCCAGAGAAACUGGUCGAGUUUCUCUCAAUGGUAUAUCCAACUGACGAGAAAGAAGACAUUACUCAUACUGACCUGAAUAGAUGGCUUGGAGCAUAUACUGUUGAACUUGAGCGUCUGAUAAUGACGACAAUAGAUGAAAAAACUCCGUUAAUAAAAGAAGCCUCAAGUCUAUGUCAAACGUUAUCUUUGUUCGCAAAACAAUACAAGCGUCCAAAUCAAAACGACUCUAAAGAACACUUGGAACAAUUGAUCACAUGGCUUCGUGACCUCUGUUCGGAUCGUGAGAUAGACGAUUCGAACUUAGCUAAGAACUUUGUAAGCCUGCUAAUUAAAUUGGAGCAAGAAAUCGGCAACUUUAAUAUUACGGCUGAGUUUGCACAAGAUGUGUUGACAGUGUGGGGUGAGAUUGAUGCGGAGGCAUACGAAUCGAAUAUUGUGAAGCCAAAGUAUGCCAUCGUAAAUGCUAGAACAGUCGUACACGUCUGUAAUGUGUUAAUAGCUUUCUUAAUGGAGACUAUGGAUGAUAUUGAUUGGUGCUUAGGGAGACUAAAGGGAUCUGUCGAAGGCGUAUCGACUGUAUCUCCUAUUUGUAAAAAGCUUGAAAUAAUGAUACGCGCAAUCGUAUCUUUGGAACGAGCAUGCCUGCCAAUAUCUUCGGCUGAACACUUGAUCAAGUGUCUCAUAAAGACAUAUAAAGUGUUAGCAACAUUGACUAAACACAUGAUUACGACUGGCGGAGACACUCCUUCACAGUUUGUUGAUAUAAUAAAAUUAACUGGUGACCAGUUGACUGAGAACUUUUAUACACUUCUCAUGGCGUUCGGUCAGUUAAAUAGCGACGGAAGACAGAAAAGCAAUAACGGGAAGGGAAAGAGCAAGACUACAAAGGCUCGAAUAGCAAGAGAAUCCAAGCUCGUUCCCAACGCAGUAUUUACUCACGAACAGUUUGAGAAGUCAAUCCUCCAAUUAUCCAAGAAAUCGAAGACAAACCUUAUGCAGUAUAUGAAAAGAUCUACAGCACGUGAUUUCCGUAUAAAGGUAAAGAAGAUUGAUGUCAAAGAACAGCACCUACAGCUAAAUAAACCCGAUCAGAAACCCGACAAGAAAACCAAAAAGAGGACAAAUCCGGAUAGGGAUAAUAAAGACGUUGUUGAUACAAGUGAAGCAGGAAAAAUUAAUCGAAAAUUGAAGAAGAGUCGUUCUGAAUAA
Molecule: messenger RNA, 3924 nt
Organism: Paraglomus occultum
Lineage: Eukaryota; Fungi; Glomeromycota; Glomeromycetes; Paraglomerales; Paraglomeraceae
Source: the annotation of a GenBank genome assembly